AUGAAGACUAAAACCAAAGGAAAGAAGAAAAGGCAUGUUGUGGACAACGAAGCAUUUUCUGAGGAGUCGGCAAUGAGAAGAAAAGAACUGGUGAAAUGUUUGCGACACAAGGAGAGGAGGAAUGGGGGAAACAAGGAGAGCAGCAAGAUCACUACAGGCAGAGCCAAGCAUCCUUGGAGCAGUAAGGACAGGCAUUUGAGGAGACUGGAGAGCAACGAGCGGGAGAGGCAGAGAAUGCACAAGCUCAACAAUGCGUUCCAGGCUCUGCGGGAGGUGAUCCCUCAUGUGAGAGCUGAGAAUAAACUUUCCAAAAUAGAGACUCUCACACUGGCCAAAAAUUACAUUAAAUCUUUGACCUCCAUUAUACUCAACAUGUCCAAUGGACACUUUCCAGCAGCAGAAGGGAUGGGGGGAGCCUGGGGCUCCAAACUGUAUGAGCAUUAUCGACAGCAACAUGGGGACGAUGGUCAUGAGGAACAUCUACAAAAAUACUCCACAUAG
This is a messenger RNA of Leptosomus discolor (cuckoo roller), 501 nucleotides long. It is a transcript of the gene BHLHA15, whose product is annotated as basic helix-loop-helix family member a15. Lineage: Eukaryota; Metazoa; Chordata; Aves; Leptosomiformes; Leptosomidae. The record is from RefSeq and is a predicted model, not a curated record. Gene Ontology annotation, molecular function: E-box binding; protein dimerization activity; DNA-binding transcription factor activity, RNA polymerase II-specific. Gene Ontology annotation, biological process: positive regulation of transcription by RNA polymerase II; axon development; sensory organ development. Gene Ontology annotation, cellular component: nucleus.